Molecule: messenger RNA, 2040 nt
Organism: Cyphellophora attinorum
Lineage: Eukaryota; Fungi; Ascomycota; Eurotiomycetes; Chaetothyriales; Cyphellophoraceae
Exons: 3
Coding region: 1-2040 (679 amino acids)
Molecular function (GO): protein binding
Source: RefSeq, a predicted model, not a curated record
AUGGCUAAGAAUGUGCCCCCUGUAAAGCGCACAAAGGUCGACACAGGCAGGAACACAGUCGAAAGAUCCACCUCAACUAGGCCGAACCUUCGCCAAUCCAGAUCGACCAGUUAUGCUGCUCCUCUCGAAUUUCUCGAUUCAACACCGCUGGCUUAUCCUCCUGCACCGUUGACGAAACAGAAUCUCAAAGAACAUCUCGAAGUCUUGGAGAAGUCUGCCGCCGAGAGCGCCGGGAAGGUUGCUCAUAAAUCAUCAUCGGCUUCUCGCAUCUCUUCCGCUAGGGUAAUGCCGUCUCCAAAAAAGCCAAAGUCAAAGCGACAGAAACCCGCAGAACCAACUCACCCACUAAAUCUUCCACCCGACGAGUAUCGACGUCUGUCCGCAGCAGCCAUGGCCAGAGACGAGGCCCGUAAUUCGACUCCCAUGGAUGCAGACGAUGGGCCGGCAUCGCCGCAGCCCACACCGUCGCAGGAUGCACCAGGCGCCUUCCCGGAUGAACACACCAACGGCACCACUAAUGGCACAGUUGAACCCGAAGCCAGUCCCAGACCUCCACCACAUCGUGCGCAAAGUGCUCCCAAACCCACAGUGAAUGCAGAGGAGUGCAAGGCGGCAGGAAAUAAGUAUUUCAAAGCAAAAGACUAUGACCGGGCCAUUCAGGAAUACACAAAAGCUGUUGACGCAGAACCCACAAAUGCCACCUACCUGUCCAACAGAGCUGCCGCAUACAUCUCAGCCAACAGAUAUGAUCUCGCUUUGUCAGACUCAUUACAGGCCAACAGACUUGACUCCGACAAUGAAAAAAUCCUUCACAGACUGGCACGUAUCUACACAUCGCUGGGGCGACCACAAGAUGCGCUGGCCACAUACGCUCGCAUACCCAAUGCUUCAUCCACAGACAAGGCCUCGGCACAGAAAGCCCUGUCAUCGAUAGAACUUGCAGAGAAACAAAUCAAUGCCGACGAUGGCAAUGGAAACAUGGCUCUCUGGACCAACCUCAAGAUCGGCACAGUCAACGCUCUAGGAGAAGCGCAAAGCAUGACGCAGGCCCUAAUGAGGCAGAACCCUAGUGACGCCGAGGCUAUCACUCUCGCCGGACGAGCAUACUACUUGAAGGACGAGAAGACCGGUGGCAAGACAGACUACGAGCGCGCUGAGCAACAUUUCCGACAAGCCCUUGCAAUGGACCCGGACAACUCAGAUGCACGAAACUGGCUAAGAACAAUGAAGAAACUCGACCGUGCCCGGAACGACGCCAAUGAUCUCUUCAAGCGAGGCUCCUACACACAAGCCGUCGGUGCGUACACGUCAGCUCUGGACAUCGACCCAACGAACCGCGUUACUAACGCCAAACUUCUCGGUAACCGCGCCCUAUCCCGCAUGAAGCUCAAAGAGUACGAUCUGGCCAAAGAAGACUGCGACCAGGCCCUGAAGCUCGAUCCCACAUACAUGAAAGCAAAGCGGACACGAGCAAAAGCCACGGGCGAAGGCGGCGACUGGCAGGAGGCCGUCAAAGAUCUCAAGCAGCUGGCCGAAGACAAUCCAGGCGACAACGAUAUAGCCCGCGAACUCCACAACGCCGAAAUCGAGCUCAAGAAGUCCAAGCGAAAAGACUACUACAAGAUUCUCGGCGUCGACAAGGAUGCCGGCGACAAGGAGAUCGAGCGAGCGUACAAGAAGAAGGCUGCAGUGCUGCACCCGGACAAGACGCAGGGCGAUAAGGAGAAAGAGGCCAUGUUCAAGGACUGCUUGGAGGCGAAGGAGAUUUUGUUAGACUCGCAGAAGCGUACCAUGUACGAUCAGGGCAUCGAUCCUAACGAUCCAACCAGCGGUAUGGGUCCCGGAGGCAUGGGCGGUGGCUUCCCUGGUGGUGGCGCUGGCGGCAUGCAGAUCGAUCCUGAGAUCCUCAUGCAGAUGUUUGGCCAGCAGAUGGGUGGAGGUAUGGGCGGUGGACGCGGUGGCUUUGGUGGCGGCGGCAUGCCUGGCUUUUCGUUCCAGUCUGGUGGAGGAGGCGGUGGCCGAGGCGGAUUCCCGUUCUAG